AUGCUGCCCCAACGCAUCGUGGCCCGGCGCCUCCCCCAGGUUGCGUCUCGCUUCGCUACUGCCCCCCGCGCCUCCUUCUCCCAGGCUCGAGUCCUCAAAGCUGCCGAAAUCGAAGAUCCUCUCCAGAAUGGCGGCUACCAAAACCCUCCUCGAGUGAAGCGUCAGUUCAGAGAUCCCCACGGCGGAUGGUGGGAUGCGCAGGAGAAGCGGAACUUCGGAGAGCCCGUCCACGAGGAGAACGAAAUCCUGGGUGUGUUCAGCCCGGAGCAGUACACCCACGUCUCCUCCCGCAAGGGUUUCUUCCACCUCGGCGUCUUUGUUGCGACCUUCCUGUCACUCUGUGGAGUUGUGAGUCUCUACUAUCCUGACAGGCCGAGUGCCCCGAAGACCUAUGAGGGUGGUUUGGAGAAGGAGCUAGGCGGUCCGAAUGCUCUGCCGGCUCGCAAGCCCAGUGAGGACAAGUGGUGA
Molecule: messenger RNA, 468 nt
Organism: Penicillium lagena
Lineage: Eukaryota; Fungi; Ascomycota; Eurotiomycetes; Eurotiales; Aspergillaceae
Exons: 3
Coding region: 1-468 (155 amino acids)
Cellular component (GO): mitochondrion
Source: RefSeq, a predicted model, not a curated record